Messenger RNA from Branchiostoma belcheri (Belcher's lancelet), 381 nucleotides. Its product is annotated as protein krueppel-like. Lineage: Eukaryota; Metazoa; Chordata; Leptocardii; Amphioxiformes; Branchiostomatidae. Gene Ontology annotation, molecular function: RNA polymerase II cis-regulatory region sequence-specific DNA binding; DNA-binding transcription factor activity. The record is from RefSeq and is a predicted model, not a curated record. Gene Ontology annotation, biological process: regulation of transcription by RNA polymerase II. Bases 1 to 381 code for a protein of 126 amino acids. The transcript has a single exon.
AUGGUCCACUCCGGGGAAAAGCCGUACAAAUGUAAUGUCUGCAGUUAUUCCGCAGCACAGAAGUCGACGUUAAAACGGCACAUUUCCACACACACGGGCGAAAAGCCGUACAAGUGUGAAGUUUGCGAUUAUUCUGCAGCGCUGAAGUCAACUUUGAAGCGGCACCUGUCCACGCACACCGGCGACAGGCCGUACAAGUGUGACGUUUGCGAAUACGCGGCGGCAACCAAGUCAAACCUGAACGUGCACGUGACCACGCACGCGGCCGAGAAGCCGUAUAACUGUGACGUGUGCGGCUAUUCUGCAGCCCGAUUGUCUUAUUUGAAACAGCACAUCCUCCAGCACGCCGGUGAGAUCGACGCUGACAAAAGUGCCGUUUGA